AUGGCUUCUGCUAUGAAAUUUCAAUACUAUUCGAAAAAGGCUGCUGCCAAGUCGAUGUCAACUACCAUUUCAAGUCCAAAUGACAAUCAAAGAAUGGAAGAAUUUAAAAGAAGAUUUCGUCGAAGCGGAUCCCUUGGAAUUCCUUUUGUACCAGAAGAGGAUGUUAACCAACUCUUUUCGUCUCCAAGGAAACAGUCAAUAAUACGCGAGGGUGAUGAAGAAGGCGUUCACAUUCUCACAAUAAUCAUCAAGGCGAGUCGCGAGGCAACCGAUAUUUGCAAAAUGGUGUCCAGCUUGCCAGUUCACACACGCGUGAAGCAUAUGGAGACUCGCGAUAGUCAAGAUGGCACUUCUACGACGAUGGAUGUUCUCCUCGAACUAGAACUUGUCGAUAUUAGAAAAGAUGAAGCAAUUGACUAUAUGAGAAUGAGUGGAUUGGAUGUUCAUGAAGUGUCAUUCACCAUACGCCCAACUACAAAUGACGAGUUCACCGAACCAGGAUCGGAAGAUGCUAUCACUGGAUCUCAGUGGUUUCCCAAGAGCAUUUAUGACCUUGAUAUAUGUGCCAAGCGAGUUAUAAUGUAUGGCUCGGGUCUUGACGCAGAUCAUCCAGGUUUCAAAGAUCAGGAAUACAGGGACCGUCGAAUGAUGUUUGCCGAUAUUGCGUUGAACUAUAAACAUGGAGAACCAAUUCCGCGAAUUGAGUACACCGACCAAGAGAAGAAAACGUGGGGUGUCAUCUAUCGUAAGCUCCGCGAGCUACACAAACAGCAUGCUUGCAAACAAUUCCUUGAUAACUUCGAGCUGCUUGAACGCCAUUGCGGCUAUUCUGAAUUCAAUAUCCCGCAACUCGAAGACAUUUGCCGUUUCUUGAAAGCGAAAACUGGAUUCCGAGUUCGACCAGUGGCUGGCUAUUUGUCGGCCAGAGAUUUUUUAGCUGGCCUCGCGUUUCGUGUGUUUUUUUGCACUCAGUAUGUUCGACACCAUGCCGAUCCAUUUUAUACUCCAGAGCCGGAUACGGUACACGAACUGAUGGGCCAUAUGGCAUUGUUCGCCGAUCCUGACUUUGCUCAGUUUUCCCAGGAAAUUGGUCUCGCAUCCCUAGGAGCCUCCGAGGAAGAUUUGAAGAAAUUAGCAACUCUCUAUUUUUUCUCCAUCGAAUUUGGACUUUCUUCGGACGAUGCCGUCAUUUCGCCAGACAAGGAUAAAGCUGGCCAACGCUUCAAAGUUUACGGUGCUGGAUUGCUAAGCAGCGUUGGCGAGCUGCAGCAUGCUGUCGGAGACGGCGCCGCGAUUCAUCGCUUCGAUCCGGAUCGUGUUGUAGAGCAAGAAUGCCUUAUAACAACAUUCCAGGACGCUUAUUUCUAUACAAGAAAUUUCGAGGAAGCCCAGCAAAAACUCCGAAUGUUUACAAAUAACAUGAAGAGACCGUUCGUGGUGAGAUACAAUCCCUACACCGAAAGUGUCGAGGUUCUUAACAAUCCAAGAUCUAUAAUGCUUGCGGUAAACUCGCUUCGCUCAGACAUCAACCUUCUCGCAGGAGCUCUUCACUACAUUCUCUGA
Molecule: messenger RNA, 1563 nt
Organism: Caenorhabditis bovis
Lineage: Eukaryota; Metazoa; Nematoda; Chromadorea; Rhabditida; Rhabditidae
Source: the annotation of a GenBank genome assembly